Messenger RNA from Meloidogyne enterolobii, 1794 nucleotides. Lineage: Eukaryota; Metazoa; Nematoda; Chromadorea; Rhabditida; Meloidogynidae. The record is from the annotation of a GenBank genome assembly.
AUGUUUACAAAUACAUCAUCAGAAGAAUGUCAAGAAGACACUUCCAAAUUACAAACAGCAGAAAUUUUCGAUCCUCUAUUUGGAAUUCGCAUAAGUAAUCCAAAAUUAACACUCGAAACUUCCAAUACAUUCUUCUCUGGAAUGCAAAAACUUCGCCUUAGUCAACUCUCAGCAAAUCGACUUUUGUCUAUGCAAAAAAAUGAGAAUGAAGAAGGAUGGGCAACAAUGGCUGUAAUGGUUGAACGUAGUGGAUGUAAAAAGAGUGGAAAUGGAAAUGAAUAUAUUAUUUGGAGAAUGUCAGAUCUUAAGGAUUUGAAUGCUGUUUGUGUUAAGGUUCUGCUUUUUGGUGAUUGUUUUCGACAAUAUUGGAAGUUACAACCGGGCAAUACAUUUUUCUUAAAUAAUCUUCAAGUAUGUGAACCUUCUGCAAAUAAUAACAACAAUUCUAAUCGACAGACUGAAUUGACGCUAAAACUCUUCAAGCCUGGUCAAUUAAUUGAAGUUGGUUUUUGUCCAGAUCUUGGCAGGUGUCAGGGCCGAAAAGCAUCUGAUGGAGAUCAAUGUUCCAAUUUUGUCAAUAUUUCUCGUUCACUUUAUUGCCCUUUCCAUAUACAACAACGUGCUCGUCAAGUUGCUGCCAAACGCGGGACAUUGAAUCGUACUGCCAAUUUACCUACAAAAGAGUAUCGACUUCAAUCAAAGGGGCAAUCACCACAAGAAGAACGACCACCUCCAGAGCUUGUUUUGAUAAAACGUCGAAAAUCUUUGGCUGAAGAAAAGGGCAAAAAAUUUAUAAUGCCUAUGUCAGCAAGUAGAAGAGCUUCCCUUAGGAACACGUCGUUAAAUGAAUCUUUAACAAAAAUUGAUCCAGAACUUGAAAAGCAAAACAAACAAAUUGAAAAGCUUAUUUCUGAAAAUCCCUUCCAUCUUGGCUCAAAAAAUCUUCGAAUAAUGAGACAAAGAUUGUCCCAGUCUUCAAAUAAAGAAAAUAUUGACCCAAAAGCAAAUGCUGCAAAACCAUCGGAGUCUGCCAGUAAUCGUUCACUUUCUUCAAUGCGCGAUUUUAUUCAAACUCAACAAAAUUCAAUUCAUCUUACAAAUAGUUCGUCAAAUACUCGAGACAAACAAUCAAUUUUAUUGGCGGACUCAAAAAAUGUUUUGAAUUCCAAUGAAUUAAAUAAAUUGAAAAGAGCAGCAGAAAUAUUUAAAGCGGGAAAUGGAGGAGCAAGUUAUAAUGGAAAUAAACGUCAAAAAUUAGAGACAACAGCCGAACAAUCUUGUCAACAAAUAAAGAAAAAAGGAGGGUCUCUUUUGGGUGGAACUUUUACAGAUGAACAAUUAAAUUCUUUGUUAAAUAAAAAAUCUAGUUAUGAACAUGAAGCUGAUCAGGAACAAUUAAAUCGCCAAAAUCUUUAUUUUGAUCGUCGUGAAGUCGAAGAACAAAUUGAAACAAAUGCAACUUCUUUAAUGGAAAUUCGUGGUUGUAAAGUGGUUACGUGUACACAAUGUGAUUAUACCAGUGUUAAUCAAAGUACUUAUUGCAAACUUUCGGGACAUCAAAUAAAACGACAUGUGGCUGAUAAAAGAUUCUUUAAAUGUAUGGACUGUAAACGUCGAGUAAUUUGUUACGAAAAAAUGCCAUUAAAGCCUUGUUUGAAUUGUAAAUCAACUAAAUAUAUUCGUGUAGCAAUGUGUGAUGAACGUAAAGUACUUUUGGAACAAGAAAAAUUAAAAAUUAAGGAAAUUGAAAGAAAUUUUUCGACAACUAGUGAGGCAACGGUUGAUUUUGAAUAA